This is a messenger RNA of Magnusiomyces paraingens, 4995 nucleotides long. RefSeq lists its product as uncharacterized. Gene Ontology annotation, cellular component: nucleus. NCBI's taxonomy places the organism in Eukaryota, Fungi, Ascomycota, Dipodascomycetes, Dipodascales, Dipodascaceae. The transcript has a single exon. Bases 1 to 4995 code for a protein of 1664 amino acids. Gene Ontology annotation, biological process: regulation of transcription by RNA polymerase II. The record is from RefSeq and is a predicted model, not a curated record. Gene Ontology annotation, molecular function: DNA-binding transcription factor activity, RNA polymerase II-specific; RNA polymerase II cis-regulatory region sequence-specific DNA binding.
AUGGACCUGAAAACACCGCUGGCUCCGGCUGCCGGUAACAAGCGGCCUGAUAAUACUCCAGCAAAACUCCAAGCUUCACUUCAAACUGAUAAAGAAAAUCAUAAUCAUAAUCAUAAUCAUAAUCAUCAUCAUCAUCAAGGACCUGGAAUCAGUAGGCAACAAAGACCUCUUGUUCCUUUAUCUUCAUCCUCUGGACCUGUUUCUUCUUUGUCUUCUGUAUCAUCUUCUUCCUCUUCUGCAUCUGCUAUAACUGCAUCUACUACUACUUCUUCUUCUUCUUCUUCUUCUUCUUCUUCUUCUUCCGCAUCUUCAUUCCCAUUCUCAAUCACCGCUUCAACAUCUCUCCCUCCAGUAUGUGCACCUGCUCCUGUAUCUCUAGCUUCCUCUUCUACUGGUUCCUUUGCAGACCUUGAAGACCUCUCUCAUCUUCUAGCGAUGCCUCCUUCUUCUGCACGCUUCGAACCUUUCCAUGCAAUCCAUGCAGACCCAGUUCCUUCGCCAUUGCCACUGCAAUUGCCAUUGCCACCACAACCUUCUCAAUCACAACCUCAAUUGGUCAUCCCAAGACCUCUUUCACCCUCUAAAAUUACAAAAAAAACUACCCUUUCACGUCCCUCUUCACCUUCAAAAUCUCCUACCCGCCAAUCAAUCUCCUCAGUUGCAUCAAUCUCUUCGGUUGCCUCUCCUACUAAAUCUUCUGCUAAACUUAGAGGUCUUUCAAUCACAGCAGAACAACUCACUGCUGCUACAAAAGACCUCGAUAUAAACCAGAAAAAACCAUACCCUGCUCUUCUUCCUGCUGAUUUUGCAAUUCUACCUGAUUCUCCUGGGUUCUUGUUUGAUCAAUUGCCAUCUUUGUCCUCUCCAGAACAAUCUUUAGCGUAUCUCGCUUUAAAUGAAUCUUCCGCAAGAUUAGUCUCAGGGGCUUCUGAUCCACCAGUAUUUGCAACUGCCCCCUCUUCUUCUUCUUCUUCUUCUUCUUCUUCUUCCUUUUCCCCUAAAGUUAACAAACAACACCACCAAUUCAUUCAAAGACCUCCAUCUCCUACAAAACCUACACGAGUCCCAAGCUUAACCUCCACAUUCCAAGCACAACUCUCUCACCAAUUCGUCAACUCUUUUGCAAGCCCUUCUCCUAAUUUUUCUCCCAUUCUAUCUUCACAAACACACCAUUCUCCAACACUGUCUACAAGUCCCAUUAAUAAUAAACAAGAGCUGGUUCAACGCAGAGCUUCGUCUUCUUCGCCCAAGAAAAAAUACGAAACGUGUGUUUUUAAACUUACUCCACCGCAAACCCAAAAGCAAAAUAAAAAACAGCAGCAACAGCAACAGCAACAGCAACAACAACAACGGCAGGCGGUUGUAGGGCCAACAAAUGCAAAAUAUAGAAUGCAUCAUCAACAACUGGUUGUUCAAAAACAACAACAAACUCAGGGGAAACCGAUAUCACAGCAGUAUAAUAGACCACUCCAAAAUGACCUUGUUCAACCGGAUCAAUCUAUUCAACAUAUUCAAUCUCAACCUUUGCAACAAGUAAGUCAAUCACCUAGCCAUCAACAACAGGCUGUUCAUUCUUCUCAACAACAAUCUCCUCAUUCUCAUCCGUUCAUCUCGCAGCCUCCUAUUGCAGCCCCUGAACCAGCCGUUUAUUCAUUUAUCCAGCCACAGCAACCCUCACCUCAACAACAACAACAACAACAACAACAAUCUCCACUUUCUUCUACCACGCUGCGCUCGCCUACAAUAGAACAGAUUAUCGUUUGUGGGUACCACCGUAACCCGUUGUUCAUGCACCAUCUGUCGCAACUAAACCCAGACAUGGCAGCCAUGGUUGCACGCUAUGUGGCCACCUAUUAUCCAGAAGAAACCCAAGCACAAGGGCAAAUUCACCAUUCUCAACAAUUGUCACCUCAACAACCAUUUCAGCUAUUGGAAAAUGUUCAAGGAGUGGGUCAAGAACACGUACCGCAUCAAAUUCUUGUUCAGGCUCAAGAACAAUUGCAACAACAAGUACCUGUUACUGUUCAAGUUCAACAGCUCAUUCAACAACAAGCUCAACAACAAGCUCAACAACAAGCUCAACAACAACAGUUACUGCAGCAGCAGCAGCAGCAGCAGCAGCAGCAGCAGAGUCCGGUUCAAGUGCAAAUCCAACAUCAUAUACCUGUGGUUCAUGUUCACGGACAACCACAAGUUCAACAACACCAAAUUCAGCAUCAACUCCAACAAGUUCAAGCUUCCCAACAACAGCUUCCUCUUUAUAUUCAAGAUCAAUUGGCACACCAAGGUCUUGUUCAAAUUCCUCUUCAUAUUCAGGAUCAAACAUAUCACCAUCAAAGUCCUCCCAUUCAUAACAUUCAACAUGCACAAGUUCAACAACAACAACACGUGCAUCUACAAGCUCAUUCUCAACCACACCCAAAUCAAGUCCAAUUGCAUCAGAUUCAGAAUCAGGAAGCUACUAUACAAAUGCAUAGGGUUCAGAACCAAGGAAUGGUAAAUAACACUCAGAGUCAAGUCAAUGACCAGAUUCAAUUGGAAAACCAUGCCCAGGCUCAAGCCCAAAUUCAGGCGCAUGCUCAGGCGCAUGCUCAGGCUCAAAUUCAAGCUAGAGCAUAUGCCCAAAUUCAAGCAUGUGCUCAAGCCCAAACCCAGUUACAGACUUUGACUCCACCUCACCAUCCUGCUCAAAUUCCAGUCCAACCUGUAUCCACAGUCCCUCUUCCUGUCCAUAUUCCGGUUACUGCUCCACCACCUGUUGAAACAACAACUCCAACAACAUCUGCUGUUUCUGCUGCUGCUGUUGUUGCUGCUGCUGCUUCCUUCCCAACCUCUGCCCCUCCUGUAAUUGCAGCCCCUACACCCAAUACUAUCACCCAGUACGUUUUGCUACCUGCCAACUCUUCGCAAAAACGCCCUACCCAAGCUCAUGGCAAAAAAAAGCAGCAACAAUCCCAAUCUCAACCUCAAUCAGCAUCCGCUUCACCAUUGAACCCACUCCCUACUCGAGCACCUCUCACGCCUUCUCCAACCCGCCAAAAACUUUCCACAGCCCCUGUCUCCUCCAGCACUUCAUCCAGCGCUUCCACAAGCCCAGAAAAAAACAGAACUUUUGGAAGUCCACGCUCUGCACCACCUCCCGUGCCUUCACUUUACCCAACAACCACCGCGUCUUCGUCCUCAUCAGCUAACGGUGUUUUUUCGUUAAGCCCAGCACCUAUCUCCAAACAAAAUUCUUCCGGGCUUGUAUCACUUUCUUCUAGCCCUGUGGCCGGUGGUGGAGCUACAACAACGGCUUCUGGGUCGCCAGUAAAAUUGAGCCCCUUGAAACUAAGUCCUGUCAAAUUGAGUCCUCCUAAACCUGCACGAGCGGGUACCCCUGCUGCAGUAACAACACCAGAAGCUGGUGAUGAAGUAAGUUCCACGAGCGGUACUAGUGGAGCGGUUGGUGCUGUAUCAGUGGCAGUUGAUAUGAAUAUGGAAAAGAAAGGCACCAAGAAGAACAAUAAGAACAAUGCUUCUUCGUCUUCUACGCAGGACCUUGCACAGCCUUCUCCGCAGAAUCCUCCGCCGCAUCAAGCUGCAGACUCAGACUCGCCAACGCCUUUGUCUAAAAAGAAACAAACAGCCGCACUAAGCACUUCCAAACUGGGCCGUCCACGCAACGGGUCUCUGGCUCGCUCCGAGCACAAUUCCUCACCGGAAUCAGUGAAGCUGGCUACCACAGGAUCUUCUAAAGCAUCAUCCUCUUCUGCUGAACUCGCUGCCAAUUCAGCAAAACCGGCAAAUGCAAUCACCAAAGCAGAGUCCGAUGCAGAAAUUACGGCCAAACUCAAAGCACAAUUGGACCAGCUAGAACGACAACAACACGAGCGCCAUCGUCUGGGCCCACACAAGCGCGGCGGACUGCCACUCAGCGCUGUCGACCAGUACGUCCAAGAAACAGAUGAAAAAGAUCAGUACAGGUGUCUGUACCCUGGAUGCACUAAACUAUUUAAACGCAGGUACAAUGUGCGAUCCCACGUGCAAACGCAUCUGUCAGACCGACCAUAUGCGUGCGGACUUUGCACCGCUCGCUUUGUUCGACCACACGAUUUACGACGCCAUCUUAAGUGUCACGAUCCGGAGAAGCAAUACAAGUGUUCGUGCGGACGUUCGUUCACUCGCCAUGAUGGGUUGCGCAAGCAUCAGCUCAAGCACGAGUUUUUGGAUGACGAGGCUGGAGGUGGCCCACGCUGUGUUCCCCGCGACAAGUCUAAACGAUUUCUUAAAAAGGAAGAAAGCCAAGAAGAAGAAGAUGAAAAGGAGGAUGAAGAAAAUGGAUAUGUUGAAUACCCGAAUGGCGAUAGAGAAGAACAGACUACCUAUGUGUAUGAUGAAUAUGACGAUGAGUGCGCCAAAUGGAUUCACGGCCAAGACCGUUAUGAUAACUUUAAACCCUACCCCCAUGGUCGCGAACAAGAUCUUGUUCUUAAUCUUACAGAUACUGUCACCUUAUCAACUACAACCACCACCACUACGACUGUAGCCUCGACUUCUGCUGUCGCGCUUUCAGCAGCAACCAUAGCUACAGCUGCUCGAAGAACUGUGAGCUCUUCCAGUGCCAUGUCAAUUGACCUUGAUCCUCCAGCCACCGCCGGUACCACUGCAAUCUCUUCUUCUUCUGGCGACCCGUCCUCACCUUCGACCUCAUUUUUCCCUCGCUCUCCCGUGAUUCCCUACAAUUCAUUUAUGCCAAUAUACCGCGCAUCUUCGUCGUCGUCAACGUCUUCGGUGGCCAUGGCUCGUGCUGCCAUGCGCGCCGUAAGUGGGUCGUCUGUCAUGAGCAUUGACACUGAUUACAAGAACGGGGGCAGUGCAGGGUCAUCGUCACGCAAAACAAGUGGGUCGUUCGAUACUCCUGUAGCGUUUUGUGAGCAAUGGAUUCCCAUUCCGACGUUUGUGCAUGAAAACGAAGAAGCCCCACAGGAUCAUGAUUCCAAAAUGGGUUUCUAA